AUGGCUUUUCAAUAUGCUACACGUAAACCUUUAAUGCGGCUUUGUGAGACAUCCUUCACCGUACUUACCACAGUACAUACUAAAGUCUCUGGGAAAACUUGGUGUAUAGCUCAAAGCCAGGCUACCGAACCGAAGUUGCAACAAGUUCUUGACUAUCUUUGUGGACAACUCGACUGCAAGGAGAUUCAACCUGGAGGAUCAUGCUUUAAUCCUAACACUGUGCGAAAUCAUGCGUCUUAUGCUAUUGAUCUUAACUUUCAAAUUAACGGUGUAUGCGAUAUUAGUUAUGCUAAUCCUGCUGUCACAGAUCCAUCUUUCGGCACAUGUGUCUACCCGUAA
Messenger RNA from Lactuca virosa, 339 nucleotides. The record is from the annotation of a GenBank genome assembly. Lineage: Eukaryota; Viridiplantae; Streptophyta; Magnoliopsida; Asterales; Asteraceae.